AUGAUUUCCCGGACUGCUGUCGUCCUCGCCGUGGCUCUCCCACUGUCGCUGUGUUUGCUGAUCCUUCUCGCCACCUGUGCCAUUUUGUUGUUUCGUCUUCGUCACCACCGUACCGAGGACCACCUUCACCUACAGGAGUUGCACCAUGCUAACGACGAGCGUGCCAAACUGGAAAAGAAACUUGCCGGCUUUCCCAAGGCGUGGGACAAAUCGAUUUCCGACUGGUGGUUUUCAAGAGAUGAGGUGAAAUAUUCGUACCUUGAUUUUUACGGCGCAUUGGGUUCCUACGUCGAAAAGUGGAUAGCUAGUGCCGGCACACCAUAUUCCUCCAGGAACGAGUCUACGGCGCGAAUUGAAGCCAUACUCUUCCCAGACCCGCCCCCCCCGCACCCUCUCACUGACGGCAAGGACACUAGGGUUUUCCCCAACCCGCAUCAGUACACGCCGGCGGAGAUUUCGACCCUUCUCGAGCACAACAACCGCGAGGGCAUCUCUCACCAUAUUAUCGCGUCUAUUCUUCUGAAGGCUAUCUCGAUUGAGGGAAACCCUCAUCAAACCCUCCUCCCGUUUCAACCUAUGGAAGUACACUCGCUCCAUAAACUCCGGGCUAUGAUUUGGGGGGUUGAGUGUAAUACUGUUCCCGUUCACAUCAGCAAGUUUGGGGUUUACUACGCAAAACAGCCCCAAAAGAAAAUGUGCCCUGUGAAAGAAUCUCCGAGAGCAGACUUUAUCACACUCUUCGAAUCGCUUUUCGACCCAUACUUUAAGACAAAAUCGCCUGCGGAUGUCACUCAACGUCGGCUGGAGUUCGAUGCUGUCUUGGACACAGCCAUACAACUCGGGAUGAAGAUAGUUGGUAGUUCGCAUGAGAGGUACGAAUUUUGUUGGGGGGCGAGAGGUCACGGGAUCAUGGUGGAACCUCCUCUUUACGGUAAAGUGUAUCAGGACGAGAGGGAGUAUGCUAGUGAGGUGUCUAAGGGUGACUCAAUUAUGCUGUUGCGGGAUUAG
Messenger RNA from Venustampulla echinocandica, 1008 nucleotides. RefSeq lists its product as uncharacterized. The coding region runs from base 1 to 1008 and encodes 335 amino acids. The transcript is spliced from 2 exons. Lineage: Eukaryota; Fungi; Ascomycota; Leotiomycetes; Helotiales; Pleuroascaceae. The record is from RefSeq and is a predicted model, not a curated record.